CGGGCCGGCGAGUCAGGCGCGGACGACUCGGGCUGCGACACGGAGCCCGAGCCGACGCCUGGCCCCCCCGGCUCAAUGGCGGAGCGGCGCGGCCCAGCCAUGGCCGACGUCGAGCAGCUGGCGCGCUCCGUCGUCUCCGACACCAUCGAGCGCGCCAAGAGCGAUGCCAAGCUACAGCGGGAGCUGGACGCGCGUCGCCGCGACCCCGAGAGCGACGAUGACGGCUGGCUUGACAUCGUCGGCAAUGGACAACUCAAGAAAAAGGUGCUGACUCCCGGCUCUGGCGAUCGGGAGAGCCGGCCGCGGCGCAGCCAGGUGGUGACUGUGGAGCUGUCGGCGCGGCUGGCCGACGGCCGGCAGACGGGUGCCCUGCCGGCCCGGCUCACGUUCGGCCUCGGGGACGGCGAGGUCAUCACUGGUCUGGACAUGGCCGUCGGCCUCAUGCAGCCCGGCGAGACAGCCGACGUGUUCAUGGAGCCCAGGUUCGCGUACGGUGAGCGCGGUCUGGAGGAGGGCGUGCCGCCCAACGCCAGCCUGACGUUCACCGUCCGCCUGGUGGACGUGCAGCCCGAGCCCAAGUACGAGGAGAUGAGCGCCCAGGAGCGGCUCGUCGUCGGGAACGCGAAGCGGGACCGUGGCAACUGGUGGUUCAAGCGGGACGACUUCAACCACGCCAUCCAGUGUUACCGGCGCGCGCUGGACUUCUUCGACAACGAGACCGACGAGUUCACGGGUCUGCCCGACGACGUGCACGUGCUGUUCGAGGAGCGGCUGAAGGUGCACAACAACAUGGCGGCGGCGCAGAUGAAGCUGGAAGCGUUCGACGCGGCGCUGCGCUCCGUGCAGGUGGUGCUCAGCUGCCAGCCUCAUAACGUCAAGGCGCUGUACCGCAAGGGCAAGAUCCUGAUCGCGCAGGGCAAGCUGUCGGAGGCGGCCGAGGCGCUGACGCUGGCGCUGACGCACAGCCCCGACAACCGGACCGUGCAGGCCGAGCUCAGCCGUCUGCAGGCGCGGCAGCGGAAGCUGGCGGAGGAGCAGAAGAGCCUGUAUAGGAAGAUGUUGGGCCUGCCGCCGGCGGAACCGAAGCCCGCGGUCACCGUCGCGCCCGGAAAGUCGAUUCCGGUUAAGCUGCUGGCCUGCGGUGUGGCGUGCGCCCUGGCCGCCAUCGCCGUCAGCAAGAUGAAUCUGUUCUAGCGGCUCGCCUGCCGACCACAGCUCAGCCCGCGGAGCGCGGGCGCUCGCAGGCCUCGCCGCCGCCGCCGCCGCCGCCGCCGCCACCACCACUCUGUUCGACGGCGUGCCGCGACUGAUACGUGCACAGAGCGAUGCGUGUGUUCGAUUGCGUGCUGUUCGUCGGCGGGUCGGAAGGAGACCCCGCCUCGGCCGGCUGUUCCGCGCGCCCGCCGCCAGUGGGCCCGCCGCCGGGGGACUCCUCUCCGCUCGGGGAGGCCACCCGCCGGCGCCCGUCUCUGUAGCGGUGGAUCAUGCUGAAGCCCAGCGUCGAGCCGGCGCCCCGGUCCCGCCCCCGCCCCCGGCAGGCUGCCGGGGGCGCACAGGCCCGCCCAGAGCCCCGGCCAGCCAUCAGAAACCUGUGGACCAAUUGUUGAUUGAUGUUGUAUCAUGUUGCACUGCUGUGAGCCCCGUUGUCACUUGCGAGCAGGUGUAUAAUACAUUAUCUA
This is a messenger RNA of Pollicipes pollicipes, 1679 nucleotides long. RefSeq names its product peptidyl-prolyl cis-trans isomerase zonda (gene zda). The transcript is spliced from 7 exons. Gene Ontology annotation, molecular function: peptidyl-prolyl cis-trans isomerase activity; protein binding; protein folding chaperone. Gene Ontology annotation, biological process: negative regulation of apoptotic process; protein folding. Lineage: Eukaryota; Metazoa; Arthropoda; Thecostraca; Pollicipedomorpha; Pollicipedidae. Gene Ontology annotation, cellular component: mitochondrial envelope; cytosol; membrane. The record is from RefSeq and is a predicted model, not a curated record. The coding region runs from base 76 to 1194 and encodes 372 amino acids.